Pogona vitticeps (central bearded dragon) is the source of this 3149-nucleotide messenger RNA. The record is from RefSeq and is a predicted model, not a curated record. NCBI's taxonomy places the organism in Eukaryota, Metazoa, Chordata, Lepidosauria, Squamata, Agamidae.
GAACAAGUUUGUUAGCAGGACAUCCAUGGCAUGAAGAUCUGGAACAAGACCACUCACAAAGAUUAGCCCCAAGUAACACAAAGAGCUCAGGAUAUACCUACUGACACUUCAGCCUUGAACUGUUUCAUAAAUUUCCACCUGGACAUUUUCUUCUUCUUUACGGCUGGUCAUUGUUGUGCAGGUCUGAGGUGUUGACAAUGGAAGCAACACACAUCAAUAUGUCACAAGCCCCUCUAGUGAACGGCAGCAUUAGUGCCAAGCUCAAGAGAAGCAAACCUCGGGUGAUGUCCAAAAGUGGUCACAGCAAUGUGAGGAUCGAUAAAGUAGAUGGCAUUUACCUUCUCUAUCUCCAGGAUCUAUGGACCACGGUCAUUGACAUGAAGUGGAGAUAUAAACUUACUUUAUUUGCAGCUACUUUUGUAAUGACUUGGUUCAUUUUUGGAGUUGUUUACUAUGCCAUUGCAUUUCUUCAUGGAGAUCUGGAAGGGAACAAGUUCCCCCAGAAACAUGUUCCCUGCGUUAUGAAUGUCGACUCCCUCACUGGGGCGUUUCUCUUUUCUUUGGAGUCCCAGACGACAAUUGGUUACGGCUUCCGGUUUAUUACUGAGGAGUGCCCUCAUGCUAUUGUCCUCUUAGUGAUUCAGUUGGUUGUAACAACCUUGAUUGAGAUCUUCAUCACGGGGACCUUCCUGGCCAAAAUCGCGAGGCCUAAAAAGAGAGCUGAGACCAUAAAGUUCAGUCAUUGUGCUGUCAUAACGAAACACAAUGAACAUCUUUGCCUUGUAAUUCGGGUGGCAAAUAUGAGAAAGAGCCUUCUGAUUCAGUGCCAGCUGACUGGGAAACUUCUGGAGACCUACGAAACGAAAGAGGGAGAGAGGAUUCUACUUAACCAAGCCAGUGUCAAAUUCCAUGUCGACUCCUCAUCAGAAAGCCCUUUUUUGAUUUUGCCUCUGACUUUUUACCACAUAUUGGAUGAGAAUAGUCCUUUAAGGGGUCUUACGCCCCAGAGCUUAAAAGAAAAAGAUUUUGAGCUUGUUGUGCUCUUGAACGCCACAGUAGAAUCAACAAGUGCUGUUUGCCAGAGCCGGACUUCAUAUAUUCCGGAGGAGAUCUUCUGGGGCUUUGAGUUUAUGCCAGUGAUUUCCCUCUCACCAAAUGGGAAAUAUGUUGCAGAUUUUAGUCAAUUUGAGCUGAUUAGAAGAAGUGCAGAUUGUACCUUUUACAGUAUAGACUGUGAAAAGCAAAAACUCGAAGAGCAAUAUCGAAAGGAAGACCAGAGAGAGCGAGAACGCAGAACGAUGUUUUUACAGCAAAGCAACGUUUGACCUCUUAUCCAUCACAAAUUAUAACAAAUGUUUAUACGUUGUACUGCCUGGAUUCUUUUUCCUGAAAAUGGAAAAGCAUCACAGUUUUAUCUAAACAGCUGCACUGUGGAGGGUAUCCAUCCCUUUAUAACCGGGGCUGGUGACUACUUUAAGUGGGGGCUUACAUCUGACCCUUCCAAAACCUCACCAGGGGUGGUACUGGCACCUCUGUGGAUGCCAGUGUCAGCUGUGGUUGCUCUCUGUGGUACAGAUGAGUGUCAGAACACCUUCCCUUGCUACAGAGAACUACCAGUCUUCAGGGCAGAGUGUCUCCUUCCCUCCUGUAAGGUAAGAGGAAAUGACAGCAGUAGAGAUGCAAAUACAACUCUGAGGACCAUGUAUGACCCACAGGCUGCAGGUCCACCACUCCUCUUUUAUCAGAAUGCAUUAAUCCAGUGUUCUUUUUCAACUGUACAGCUAUUUUCAUAUGUGAGAGGCCAUAACUGAGUAGCAUUUGCUCCUCAUCUCCACCUGGAACUGACUGCCAGGGAUUGAACCUGGGCCAGCUGGCAUACAAAGUGCCUGCUCGGCUAUGGAACUACAGCUGCUUCUUGUCUUUAAAUGCUCCUUCCUAUGGCAACUUUUGUAGCAGACAAUGCUGAUUUUCAGAUGUUGGAUGCAGUCCGAUAUACUGCAUAAAUUCUCCAGAUAUUUAUUUGAUGUAGUUUAGUACUAUAAGCAGGAUUCAGUUGGUUGUGAAAUAUUGUAUAUUCUCAUGUAUGUUAUCCAUUUCUUUCCCAAGGCUUUUUCCUGAAAAUUUGUUUGUUGUUUGGUUUAUAUAGAAAAAUGCUGGUUAAAAUCCAGUUGCCUAGUGUAGUAAAUUCAAUAGUGUAGGCCUAUUGAAUCAAUGGGGAUUUAGUAAGUUGCAGUUAAAGUAGCUGCAGUGAGAGUAGGCUAUUUCAACCAAGGGAACUUAUGGAGAUAUUGACUCACUAAAUUCCCAUUGAUUUAAUGAGCCUACUUGAGUGUGAUUUACUACAUUAACCAAAUAGGAUUUUGGCCACUGUAGUUAGGAACCUGAUGUCUAAUUCCUAACUACAGUGGCCAAAAUCCUGUUUGGUUAAUGUAGUAAAUCACACUCAACUAUAUGUAUGUAUGUAUAGAUAAACAUUGGGAGAAAAGUACAGUAUUUGGAUAAUAAAUACUUUAUGCCUGUCCCAGUUCAGUGGCAAUUUGGACUCUGUGGUUGCACAACAUCCUCCUUUAUGACAAUGCUGAAUGCCCCCUAACCCAGUCUUCCAAAAACCAUGAUCCUUAGGACCACAGAAAGAUUUUCCACACUAAUCCCUAGACUGAAGAUAUCUCCCUCUGACCAGUGUAAAUUUCUAUGUGAUGGCUGAAGAUUAAAGGAACGCAUUAGAAAGGCAGCAGCAGGGGAGGAACGAAGGGGUAUCUGGGUAUCUAGCAUUGCCUUGGAUCCUUUCAGAGAAACAGUUCAGCAGAGUAAGUCAAGCGGCACAGUCAGAAGCAGAGGCUGGCACAGAUUGGCUUGAAGCAAAUGUCUGCCUCUUGCUUCCCAGUUCCUUCAGAAGCAAGAGGCAAAACAAAACAAAAUGCUGUAGGAAAUUGGUGUUGUUGUUUCUUUCUCACCAUGUGCUGUGCAAGUCUAGCAAUCAGACUUACCCAGAAAUGCAGAUAAUUAGACCAUAAAUUUAAUCUAUCUGUUUCUUUCCCUGUCUUUCCCUCUUUUACUUCCCCCCUCUUCCUCUUCAUUUGCCUCCUCCCUCAUUCACAACACUUUUACUUUUAUUGACUAUGUAAAGCAUUACAACAGCAUAUUUUAAA